This is a messenger RNA of Venturia canescens, 3562 nucleotides long. RefSeq names its product protein escargot-like. Gene Ontology annotation, molecular function: RNA polymerase II cis-regulatory region sequence-specific DNA binding; DNA-binding transcription factor activity. Lineage: Eukaryota; Metazoa; Arthropoda; Insecta; Hymenoptera; Ichneumonidae. The record is from RefSeq and is a predicted model, not a curated record. The transcript is spliced from 2 exons. Gene Ontology annotation, biological process: regulation of transcription by RNA polymerase II. Bases 362 to 1975 code for a protein of 537 amino acids.
CUCGUGGCAUCGCUCAGCAAACUCGCUCGGAUUGACGCGCUUCCCACUUUUUUCUUACGUCUAUUUUCGUUCUGAAUUGAAAUUCGGAACAACGAAUGUAAUAAUUAUUGGGAUUCGGGCCGAGAGUAACCUUUUCGUGUGCCGACGAUAGUGAAGUGACGAUUCGAGCAAAAUCGAAACUCGGAGCGACCGGAUUAUUGGAGAUUUUCUUUCGCCUCGUCGUUAAAUAACGAAAGAAAAGAUAUAUUGGUGAAGUGCACGAUUUAAAUAUAAAAAUAAGAAUACGUGAAUUGUGUGCUGCCUCCCAAAACUUGGAUUAUUGGGAAGGUGGCGAACAUUUGAACGAAACGAUACUUUCAUCAUGCUCGUCGAAGAAAUGCCGAGAAGCUUCGUCAAAAAGAACAACAGCUACAGUCACUGCCCGCUCAAGAAGCGGCCGGUGCACGUCAUGCUGUACGACGAAGUUCCAGAAGUUGUCAAAGAAGAAAUAAUCGAUGUCGUGACCGACGAUAUUCCGGAGCCGGAGAAUCUCUCGACAAAGCCAGAGGAUCUGAGCAAGGCGUCGAAGAAUCGUGCGACGUCGCCGGCGAGCACGAGAUCAAUUUCUCCGGCGAUGGACAUCGAGUCAGCAGCAACACCGAACGACAUCGUCGACCGUUUGCCAUUGAUUCAUCAUCAGCAUCACCAUCAGCAGCAACAGCAGCAGCAGCAGCAGCAGCAGCAGCACAGUCUCCAUCACAACAACGAGCUGCAUCAGAACGAUUCGAUGAAUCCAUCGACGUACCAUCAUCAAUUGUAUCCUCCAAAAACGCCAAGCCCGCCGGUGGUGAUGGCCCCGGUGUAUCCGAUCGUGAAGAAAGAGCGUCUCGAGAUAAUCCAGCACGACGGUGGAGCUGCUUCGACAAGUGCGGUGGCUCCGUCAGCCGGACAUUUUAUCAGUGCGAAUAAGACGCCCCUCGAGCCGUUGAACCUGAACGCUCCGAUCGAGCCGGUGGCGCAUUAUCCGACUCCGGCCUGGGCCCGAUCAGCGCCGUUGUACCCGCCUCACUAUCUUCCUUACCCGGCGGCGUACCGUUUCUCGCACCAUCAUCAUCAUCAUCAUCAUCCAGGAGCCGAACUUUAUCCUUCGUAUCCGAUCGCCGCUUAUCCUCACUCGUCCCCGGAGCAUCCGGCAGUUUCGCCGCCACCUCACGUCGCGCUUACUUGUCCGACGAUCCAGCGUCCGAUCGCCCGGAGUUACGCUCACUGGGCGAGUUCCGCGAGCCCCGAUCAUUGCGGUCUCUCACCGACGAGUUCUCUGGGCUACGGUUCCCUGCGUUCGCCACCUCCGGUUACACCGGAGGAUCUUUCCUCCCCGGGAAGUGACAGUGGGCGUUCGUCGGCGGGUAGCACAUCCGCAGGGACGAGUCUGAUCGGAAUGAAGAUCGACGGCAGCCACUCGUCGUCGUCGAGCCAGCUGGUGAAUUCGGCAAGUUCCUCGUCCUCGUCGUCCUCCUCCUCGUCGACGACGUCGCCCCGCUAUCAGUGUCCCGACUGCGGCAAGUCUUACUCGACGUAUUCCGGACUCUCGAAACACCAGCAAUUCCACUGCGCCGCCGCCGAAGGCCAAACGAAAAAAUCAUUUUCUUGCAAGUACUGCGAGAAAGUAUACGUCAGCAUGGGCGCCCUUAAAAUGCACAUACGCACUCACACCCUCCCCUGCAAGUGCCACCUCUGCGGCAAAGCCUUCUCGAGGCCGUGGCUCCUCCAAGGACACAUCAGAACUCACACCGGCGAAAAACCCUUCAGCUGUCAACACUGCAAUCGCGCUUUCGCCGACCGCAGCAAUCUCCGAGCUCAUCUACAGACGCACAGCGACGUUAAAAAGUACUCGUGCACCUCGUGCAGCAAAACUUUCAGCAGAAUGUCUCUCCUGACGAAACACCAGGAAGGCGGUUGCCCCGGAAUGGCCGUUCCCAUCGGCUACCCCUGUUGAUUCCUCACUUUUAUUAACCGACCUCUCUCAACGCUAUUAAAACCACUACAAAAUUCGUCUUAUUCGAGUGCCUUACCAACACAGUUAACGUUUAGUGACACGAGUACAAAGUCGCGUUUCGAGUGCGUUUCUCGCCGUGUAAAUAUGUAAUUUAUCAUAAAAAUAUUUUUACGACCCCCCACUUGUGCACGAAUUUAUCAACGAGGACUUUUACUUUAUACAUUUUCGAACAUUUUUUAUCCCUCGAAGGGGACGAGCUCGAGCUAAUCGGAUUUUUUUUUUUUUUUUUUUUUUCUAGUGACAACGAUUAUUUGUACUUAGGGUAUCGUGUGUGCGUGUCUCUGUGUGUGUGUGUGUGUGUGUGUGUGCGCCUUUCACGGAAAACUCUUUAAAACGACCGCUUUCUUUUUUCACGUACUAUUUCUAUCUAUUUUUUUUUUUUUUUCUAUAUUCUACGCCGUUUGACGCGGUUGCCGUGAAACUCUCGUGCCAUUUCAUCAAAAACAUCCCAAUUCGCGAUUACGCAUAUUUUUUGUCCGCGCACUCUCUUUUGACAAUUUGCGAGAAAAAGGAAAACAUAUUUUAUAAUUCCUAUAUAGCCUAUAAAGAUAUAUUGAAAUAUUAUAUAAUGUCGAUUCACGAGGAGGAUCGAAAGUAUAUUUUAAUAAUUUAUGUUCCUAGGCUUAAGUUUGAUCAUUCGAGUCGUGACCUCCCAAAAAUCGUGCACCAAAGUGUCCUGCGAAAUCAGCACGUUUAUAAAUCUUUCAUUUUUCUUUUUUUUUUUUUUCUUUAUUCGUUUCUAUUUCGUCGAUUCAUCGAAUACUUCGAUCUUGAAAGGUUAUCAAUGUUCCAGACUGUAAAUAGAGAAUCGAGGCAGGUGCGAGGGAUUAAUGUUAUCCGAGACUCUAAAUAUCGAUAUACAAUUAAGUAUUAAAGGCACUGAGCUCGCGACUUCCGUCGCGAGCUCAACGCCUUACUGCAUCUCAAAAGGAUCCGUCAAAGACGUACGGAAAAGCCAGAUUUUUCGAUGAUUUUGUUUAGCGCUUAUAGACCCUUUUAAGUUACUCGAUGAAACUAGUCAUUGUAUUAUACUAUAAAUAUAUUAAAUUUUAUUAUAUAUAUAUAUAUUUACGUCGAGAAUAUAUCGACGAAGGUGCAGAAGAGAUGAGAAAGAGGCGUGAGAAGAAAAAUUCAAUAAAAAUACGACUCGUAACGAGUUCCUUUAUAAAAAAAAAAAAAAAAACAAGAAAAAACAAACGAACAAAAUGUUUUUAUUCCUUCCAUAUUUCACGAGGCCAUCGAUCGGUUUUUCCGUCGGAACAUUCAAAGUGGUGCCGUCUCUCCAACUUGCCAUACUAAUAUAGUUAACGCUGCUUAAAGUUCUCACUGAAAAUUCGAUACAAUUGCUGACGAAUAAGAAGCUCAUUUUGCUUCGAGUGCGUCUCGAAAAAAUCACCUUUUUUUCUCAUCGUUUGAUCACGUUUGCGAUGACACAUAUUUUGGAAUAAUUAAACGAGAAAGCUCUCGCUAAGAGGCAUACAAAUUAUCGUCUAUAUAUAUUAGAGAUAGUAUUUUAUACGAAAUAAA